CAGAAAUUGUCCACUACAACCAAAUUAAUCCAGCAGAGUUUGCAACUACUAAUUUGAGAAGAUCAGUGUGCCUGUGUUCUCAUUGCCUUAUCUACAUUGAGUUUUAUGAGCACAUUAUUGUUAAUUUGAUAAAUAUUUAGCUUCUUAACUUUAUUUUAGUAUUAAUCCCUGGGAGAUAGAACACAUUACAAAAAUGUGCAUAGAGGGCUUUUAAUAGAUAAUUUUCAUUCCAGAUGAGAAACUGAUUUAAAGCAAUUUUUCUCACAUUCAACCCUGAAAUAUAAUCUGCUUAGGGCAAUGGCAUUAGAGGUCUCAUCUGACUGUGAGUGUCCUAAUUGCUUGGAGGAUGCUGAGAGUGAGCCUGAUUGGAAUUUCUAUUCCAAAAUAAGAAAAAAUGGCUCCUUACAUUCAGGAUCAAGGAAGAAACCCCUCCCUCCAUUUGGUAUAUGGAGCUAUCCUCCCCAGUGCGGUCUUACUAGGCCAAAAAGUGACAAGGAAGACUCAGCAUUUGUUGCUGCAGAGGAGGAAGAAUCUGUGGGGUUUUCCCAAAAAAAUUAUCUCCGGCUGAGCCCUGAAGGUAUCCGCAGGAAAAUCAAACCUUCGGGAGAGCUGACUAUCCAAGAUUUACUGAGGGACUUUGGGGUCACUGGGAAGUUCCAACCAAUCUCCAUGUCUCUGGGCCACUUCAGAGAUCACGUGGUUAUGAAGUUCCGGAGGGCUCUGUACUAUUCUGGAAUCUGGGUGUCCCAUGUCCAGGGCUACGGCUGUGCAAAGAACUUGUCAGCUAAGUAUUUCCAAAACAAUCCUGGUAGCCUACAUCGCCUGGUUCCCUGGCUAAAACGGGAACUGAGAGCUGUUUAUGGAGAUUAUGGCUACACAGUAAAGAAUAUUCUAGCUGCCAUCCUCCAUCAUAUGACAAAAUAUGAUUUGGACAGUGAAGCCUUCGUUCACCUCUUGGAACCUUAUCUUCUACAACAUACCCACCAUUUCCUGCAUGAGUUUAUCAGUUUUGUUCAUUCACCGUACAACAUGAAGACCUAUGACCAGCGAGCCAUUUAUCAAUGCCCUUCUGUUUCAACAUGGGUGAAAAAGGAAUCUGUUGCCUUAGGUCCUAUUUUGCCUUUGCCUAAAGAGCACAAUCUAAUGAUGUCUCAGCAUGAUAAAAAGCAGUCUGAAGACAACCAGGGUCAAUGGAAUAAAGAGGGCAGGUCUGAGUCUCACUUGAAACCGUUCCCAAAUGGUAACUCUUCCUUGAGACACUCUGAAGUACCACUAGUCAAUCAUAAAACAGCAAGCAAAAUCCAUGAUUGGACCAAAGCCAAAGCAGAAUCAAGCAAUCAAAAAGGCACAAUUUCUCCUGAUAAUGUGCUUCUGAGCUGGGCUACCCAAAGGAAAAGUGGUCCAGGAAUGCUUAAUUGCAAAAAACAUAUUCAAGAGAAAGACACAGAAUGGAUAAAGUUGUAUCCUGGUCAUAUCCAAGAUCUGAAAAAGACUGAACCAGUGGCACACACCUUCCAUACCCCAGAAAUUUCUAAUUCAGUGCAACAGCAGAAGUACAAUCUAAGAGAAAGAAAGGUUUUGCAUAUUGGCCCCCAAACAAAUCUCCAGAAAAAACAAAUAGAAAAUACCAAAUACUCAGAUUCCUCACCAAAAGUUUUCCAAAGACUGUCCAGAGAAAGAGCCUUGAUAAAUUGGAAACCUAGAAAGAGAGAUCCUUCUUGCAGUUGCAUCUCAGAAAGCACCCUUUUUCCUACGAGACAUGGUAGAAAGCUAAGUUCUUUCAGAGAAAAGAUAUCAAUUUGCAGACCUUCUUCCCAGUUUAUUGAAGGUGGUUCACACCACAGCAGAGGAAUCCAAAGACAAGGGAGGUCCAGUACCCAGAGAUCUAAAUCCUGGUGUGUUGGACAUAGAAGGAGAUCUGAAGGCAGAGAGUCAAGUAAUCUCUCUCUGGAAAUAAGUCAUAGAUGUGGACCCUUCACUGAGAAUACAGCCUGUGGGUCCCCAAAAGAAAUGAAUGUGCGGAGUCAGGAAUCCAACUAUAAGAGGGCAUCCUUGACCCCAUCCCAAUGUCUGAAACUUUCUUCAACAGCUGGGAAGAGGCCCAAAUGUCCUUCUAAAGGUGAAGGUGCAUUCCAAACUGAGAGCCCCUGUAACAGUUCCCCCUGCCUACAUAUUGUGAAGCAAAGAUCCCCCAGUAAAGGGGAGAUGAAGCAAAAAGCUGCGUUUUCUAGAGCUAGAAAAACCAGAGGAGUCAGUCACAGGAAAAACAAAAGCCAGCAUUCAGAUAUACAAACCACAGAGGAAAUCGGUGAUGAGUCAGGGGACCUGGAAGAUACAGGGCCAAAAAAAGAGUUUUUCUGAACGUGCCCCUUCCUGCAGGAGGCCAAUCUCCCAGUACCAGAAGUCUGCAGAUCUACCAGAGGCAAGAACAAACACAGAGGCGCCCUCAUACUAACAGAGGUGCAAGUUGUUUUCAGAGGAAAAUAGUUUUUGUUGGCCUCCAAGUUUCUUUAAAAGUAUGAAUAUAAUCUAAAAACAUUAUUAAAAAUAUUUACCACAUCACUUUGUCACUGGAACCAAAGCCUGAUGAUUAAAUUCAAAGCUUCUCUUGGAGACAAACACAUACUA
Messenger RNA from Chinchilla lanigera (long-tailed chinchilla), 2628 nucleotides. Its product is annotated as E3 ubiquitin-protein ligase Topors-like. Gene Ontology annotation, biological process: protein polyubiquitination; protein monoubiquitination. Bases 298 to 2361 code for a protein of 687 amino acids. Gene Ontology annotation, molecular function: ubiquitin protein ligase activity. NCBI's taxonomy places the organism in Eukaryota, Metazoa, Chordata, Mammalia, Rodentia, Chinchillidae. The transcript is spliced from 2 exons. The record is from RefSeq and is a predicted model, not a curated record.